Messenger RNA from Osmerus eperlanus (European smelt), 1232 nucleotides. RefSeq names its product mitochondrial ribosomal protein L39 (gene mrpl39). Gene Ontology annotation, cellular component: mitochondrion. Lineage: Eukaryota; Metazoa; Chordata; Actinopteri; Osmeriformes; Osmeridae. Bases 107 to 1159 code for a protein of 350 amino acids. The record is from RefSeq and is a predicted model, not a curated record. Gene Ontology annotation, molecular function: RNA binding; nucleotide binding. The transcript has 11 exons.
GUAGAACAGCCUCCACUCUACAAAUGGCUGAUGACUGGAACUCUUAUCACUAGCCCGACAUACAACACGGACAUAAAUAAGACUUGCACCCGAGGAAUAUUACACCAUGUCGUGUAGGAGGACCAUGUGUCAUCUUCUAUUGCGCCGUCUGGCGUCCAGCGUAGCGGCUGUCCGUCCAUUGGCCACCGACUUGCAAGUACAGCGCAGCGCGGUGUUCUCCCGUGAACAGGCUCGGCAACGCGCCCUGUAUCCCCGCACGGAGAAGAUAGAGGUGACCCUGCAAGGACAUGGUCUGCAAGGGACCCUGCUGGUCAUGAACAAGGGAAUGUCUACUCCACACAGUUGUGCACGGCAUUUGACAGAGUGGCAUGUCACCAACUCUGCCCUGGCGCUGGUGGAUGGGGCGCCCUGGCCCCUGCACCAGCCCCUCACCCAGUCCUGCGCCCUUUCCCUGCUCACCUUCAAAGACUCCGACCCCCAGCUUGUCAACCAGGCGUACUGGAGGUCAUGUGCAGGCCUGCUGGGCCAGGUGCUGGAGGAUGCCUUUAAGGAAGACUUCACGGUGGAGCUGCUCCCAAUCCUAGAGGUGCCAGUGACGGCAGGAGCGUUCUGUUGUGAUGUGGUGCUGGAUCCACAGUUAGACUCAUGGGAACCCAAUGAGGAGUCUCUGAGGUCCCUGACCCGGGGAGUCCAGCAGCUGAUCCACCGGGACCUGCCCUGGGAACCUCUGGAGGUGGCGCCCUCUGUAGCCCUGGAGGUCUUCUCCCACAGCAGGUGUAAACAGGAGGAGGUGGAGGAGAAGGCAGCGCAGAGCGAUAGAGGCACAGUGACACUUUACAGGUGUGGGGACCAUGUGCUGUUGACUGGGGGCCCCCUAGUGGCGAGGACAGGUCUAUGCUCCCAGUACGAGGUGACGGCCGCCCACACUCUGGGAAAGGGUCCCUGGGGUCUCCAGCGCCGUGUGCAGGGGCUCUCGCUGCCCCUACAGCUACAGGCUCAUCACACAGUCUGGAGGAAGCUUAGAAGUCGAGCUGAGAAACUGCUUAAAGUGCCUACAGGAUCAACCAAUAAAGCAGCUCCAGAUAUGCUGUCCCCACCCCCUUCUGCUGUGACUCCACCCCCUGCCACUGAGACACUGACCCCGGCAGCCAACAACUAAAACAUAUCUCUGCACAUCAUACAUACUUGCAUAUCUUUGUUGUAUUUGUUCAAUAAAUUUAAACUAAACUCAU